AACUAUUGCAGGAAACAACUCAGAAGACUGUCUCAUCAAAAGCCCAAAUUACUUUGAACAUACUAGUGAUAAUUCAUGAGGGUUGUACUCAUACCGCACCACACCCCUCUUUCUCGCCACUUUGAGACUGCCAAACACAUGGAGAACUUGAUAUCCUCAAUUAGAAAGCCCAACGUGCUUCAAUUGAACACAGCACCCUCUGAAGACGUGUUUGGGCGAAUCCUAGACAGAUAUCCAGACAUCUCUGAACUAAAGAAGCUCCAUUCCAAGAUCCUUGUCAAUGAACACCUCUGCUCCAACCCAUCCCUUGGUAUUAAACUAAUGAGAGCUUACGCUGCCCGUGGAGAACCCAUUAUUACACACCAGAUAUUCGAUAAAAUUCGGGACAAAAAUGUUGUAUUCUUCAAUGUCAUGAUCAGAAGCUACGUUAACAACAAUCUCCAUCAAGAUGCUCUCCUUGUCUACAUGAGCAUGUUGGUCCAUGAAGUUGUACCUGAUAACUACACCAUUCCCUGUGUCAUUAAAGCUUGUUCAGGUUCUGAAAAUUUGAGGGUUGGGUGGCAAAUCCAUGCCUCCGUUGUCAAACUUGGACUUGACUCAAAUCUUUUUGUAGGGAAUGGUCUAGUCUUCCUGUAUGGCAAAUGCAAUUACUUAGUUGAUGCUAGACGUGUUCUUGACAGAAUGCAUCAUAGAGAUGUGGUUUCGUGGAAUUCUAUGGUUGCUGGAUUUGCACAAAAUGGGAGGUUUGAUGACGCAUUGGAGGUGUGUAAGGAAAUGGAGUUGCAGGGAGUAAAACCUGAUGCAGGUACCAUGGCUAGCCUCUUGCCGGCCGUGACCCAUACAUCCCCUGCUAAUGUUUCAUUUGUUGAUGAGAUGUUCAAUCAGAUGCCUAAAAAGGGUUUGGUUUCUUGGAAUGUGAUGAUAGCUAUCUAUGUGAAUAAUUCCAUGCCCGCCGAGGCUGUGGAACUCUUUUGCCAGAUGGAAUCCAAUGGUGUAGAACCUGAUGCAGUAACUAUUGCUAGUGUUCUUCCUGCUUGUGGGGAUCUGUCAGCUCUGAUGCAGGGAAGGAAGAUUCAUGAGUAUGUUGUUAGGAAGAGGCUUUUCCCAAAUAUGUUUUUGGAGAAUGCAUUAGUAGACAUGUACGCUAAGUGUGGCUGUCUUCAGGAUGCAAGGCAAGUGUUUGAUGGGAUGCAGAGCAGGGAUGUUGUAUCUUGGACCUCAAUGAUCUCAGCCUAUGGUAUGAAUGGGCAGGGUCAGCAUGCGGUGGCUCUAUUCUCAAAAAUGCAGGACUCAGGUCUGGCCCCUGAUCAAAUUGCCUUUGUUUCAGUUCUCUCAGCUUGUAGCCACUCAGGUUUGUUGGAUGAGGGGCGUUUCUACUUUAAAUUAAUGACUGGAAAAUACAGGAUGGUUCCAAGGAUUGAGCACUAUGCUUGCAUGGUUGAUUUGUUAGGACGUGCGGGCCAUGUUGAUGAGGCUUAUGGUUUCAUCAAGCAGAUGUCUACGGAGCCAAAUGAGAGAGUAUGGGGGGCAUUAUUGAGUGCUUGUCGAGUUUACUCCAAUAUGACUCUUGGGUUGGUUGCUGCUGAUCAUGUUUUCCAAUUGGUACCUGAGCAGGCUGGGUACUAUGUCUUGUUAUCCAACAUUUAUGCCAAGGCUGGUAGAUGGAAUGAUGUUACAAUUGUCCGCUCCCUCAUGAAGAGCAAAGGAAUCAAGAAAUUGCCUGGUUGUAGCAAUGUUGAGCUUGAUGAUCGAGUGCAUACCUUUCUUGUUGGCGACCACUCUCAUCCUCAGUCCAAGGAGAUCUAUGCAGAGCUAGAUGUCUUACUUGGAAAGAUGAAGGAGGCAGGCUAUGUCCCUGAGACUGAUUCUGCCCUCCAUGAUGUUGAGGAAGAGGAUAAGGAAGGCCAUUUAGUUGUCCACAGUGAGAAGCUGGCCAUUGCAUUUGCUAUUAUGAACACCAAGCCUGGGACACCAAUCCGGAUUACCAAAAACCUCCGUGUCUGUGCUGAUUGCCAUAUUGCUGCCAAACUCAUCUCUAAGAUUUCUGAACGUGACAUCAUUGUCAGGGACACAAAUCGUUUUCACCACUUCCAAAGUGGGAUUUGUUCAUGUGGAGAUUAUUGGUGAACCGUUGGGGACUUCACUCUUUAAUCAGUUGGGAUUAGUGUCCGUCACUUGUGAUGUUCGAUGCAGGGGCUGCAAGGUCAUUAGUCUAACUUGGUAGGGCACCAGGUGACUCUGUUCUUACUAUCCAGCCAUACAAUGAGGUACCAUGAAGAUAGAGCCCUUUGAUAGUAAUUUGGACGAAACAAACUUGAUGUUUGAUAUAAAGGAAGCAAGCAAGGAUAAGAAAGCCCAAGGGACCAAUAUCAUUGCCAUCAGAUGGGUAAGAUUUCAGAUUUCAUUGUUGGCUCAUAAACUAUAUUUCUUCCUUAGGUUGGUGUGGACUCACCAAUAUGGUUAUAAGGGGAAUGCUGGCAAAAGAGGAGGCAUUAUUAAAGCCUUUUAACCUGCACAAGCACCUCUCCAAAGGAUUAGUUUUUUAAUGCCCACAAGCACCUCACUGAAGGACAUAUUGGGUCCAUCCUGACAUGCCUUUUGAGCACUGGUUUUUAUUGGUCGAGGGGAGAAGGAAUGAGAUUAUCAUUUUCCCUUUCCAAAUCUCCCCUUUCUGACAAAAUGCCACCCCUUGCAGUGGACCAGUGGUUCUCUUGUCUGCCCAGCAACAACAUCUUCCCAGCCUCAGGUGAGUGGUGCAGAUGGUUUUCUUAGGAAAUUUUUAGAUUAUUAUCUCCUGUAAAUCUUACUUUGUAAAAUAGAGGUUUCAAAUAAACAUGUGAUUUGUUGGAUGUUUUGAUUAUUUGUC
Messenger RNA from Telopea speciosissima, 2866 nucleotides. Its product is annotated as putative pentatricopeptide repeat-containing protein At3g49142. The record is from RefSeq and is a predicted model, not a curated record. The transcript has a single exon. Gene Ontology annotation, molecular function: protein binding; zinc ion binding; RNA binding. NCBI's taxonomy places the organism in Eukaryota, Viridiplantae, Streptophyta, Magnoliopsida, Proteales, Proteaceae. Gene Ontology annotation, biological process: RNA modification. Bases 76 to 2127 code for a protein of 683 amino acids.